AUAUAUAUCGUGAUAAAUAUUUUUGGCCAUAUCGCCCUGCUCUAAUAGCAACAUCAAGAAGAAGUAACACAAGAAGCUCGAGAGAUGUGGAGUGUUAAAACAACAUUGGUCCCCAUGAGCACAGUGACCUCUGUGGGGCAGUGACCCCCAAACUAGGUGAGUGGCUUCAGCAGACCCCAGAGUGCAGUCCUAGAUACUAGUCAGGGUCCUGUCUAGUAGAGGCUCUAAGACUGCGCUUUCCUGGACGGAAAUCUUGGAUAUCCCUCCUGGGAUCUGCUGAAGCCAAGGGGUAUUAACUAGAGUAUGUGUGUGUGUGUGUGUGUGUGUGUGUGUAUGGGUUUGUUUAUUUGUUUUCUCCAUUUAGGACUCAUUGAUGUCAUUGUUUUCCUUAAUAUUUCAGUCGGACACUUACCUUUGCAUGGCAUUUCCAGUUCCAACUAGGCAAGAUGCAUAUAUUGUGGACUUCAUACCUCUUGCCAGUAUGGAUACAGUCCAUCACAUGCUGCUGUUUGGCUGUCAGACCCCUGUGUCCACCCACAGCUUUUGGGACUGUGGCAGUGUGCAAGGCACUUGUGAGGAUGAAGCAGCAAUUAUGUAUGCCUGGGCUCGAAAUGCACCACCUACCAAAUUACCCAAAGAUGUUGGCUUUAAAGUUGGAAGAAGUUCAGGAAUGUCCUACUUUGUACUGCAGAUUCAUUACGGAGAUAUUAGUGCUUUCAAAGAUCACCAUAGAGAUUGCUCAGGACUUACUUUAAGAAUGACUUCUAGGCCGCAGCCAUUCAUUGCUGGCAUAUAUUUGCUCAUGUCUGUGGACACAGUUAUCCUUCCAGGACAAAGAGUUACAGAUGCAGAUGUCGCAUGCGAUUAUACUUCAUAUCCAAUCUACCCAUUUGCCUUCAGGACCCACACACACCACCUUGGUAAAGUGGUCAGUGGCUACAGAAUCCGAGAUGGGAAGUGGACCCUGAUUGGGAGACAAUCCCCUCAGCUACCACAGGCUUUCUAUCCUGCUAACAAGCAGGUGAAUGUGAAAUAUGGUGAUACCCUUGCUGCCAGAUGUGUGUUCACUGGUGAGGGUAAAACCUCAAAAACUUACAUUGGCGGUACUUCUGAUGAUGAAAUGUGCAACUUCUAUAUAAUGUAUUACAUGGAAAGCAGACAUGCUAUCCCUUACAUGAACUGCAUGGAGAUGGGUUCUGAAGAGCUGUUCCAACAUAUUCCCCCUGAGGCAAAUGUACCCAUUAAUGUCAGUCCAAGCCAUACGAAUUCUGUGAUGCAUCUGGGACAAUCCACAGAUGAUCGUGACCACGCAGUUGUGCUGGAUACAAAUAAACCAGAAACUGUGGAUCAGGACUACCAUUUUGAGCAAGUUUCAGCUUGGCCACAGAGUUCACUUCAGCUAGGACAGGUGUCAGGACUUGCUCUUGACUCAGAUUCUAACUUGGUCAUUUUUCACAGAGGUGACCACCACUGGGGAGCAGACUCUUUUAACAAUCAGGCAAAAUACCAGCAGAGGUCCCUAGGACCAAUUCAGCAGUCUGCCAUUUUAGUUGUGGAUCCAUCCAAGGGCAGUAUCUUGAAGGCUUCUGGCAGAAACAUGUUUUUUUUGCCUCAUGGAAUAACAACAGACAAAGAGAAUAAUUACUGGGUGACUGAUGUGGCUCUUCAUCAGGUGUUAAAAGUUAGCAGUGAUGGCAAAGACAAAACCUUGAUGGCAUUAGGAGAGGCCUUUAUACCAGGGAGUGACAACAACCAUUUCUGCCAGCCCACUGAUGUGGCAGUUGACACUGAAAGUGGGAACAUCUUUGUCUCUGAUGGUUACUGUAAUGCCAGGAUAAUAAAGUUCUCUGCUGAUGGCAAAUACCUGUCUGAGUGGGGUGCAGGCUCAUCAGACAGGAGAAGGCGAAUACCUUUUCAUAUUCCCCACAGCCUGGUGUUACUUCCUGAUAAAAAGGAAAUUUGUGUGGCAGAUAGAGAGAAUGGACGCAUCCAGUGCUUUAUAGCAGAAACUGGAGAGUUUGUCAAGGAAAUUAAAAAAGAUGAAUUUGGAGGGGAAGUGUUUGCUAUCUCCUACAGCCCUACUGGGGAUGGCUUGAUUUUUGCAGUAAAUGGGGAAUCGCUAUCUCGUCCAGUUCCAAUUAGAGGUUUUGUUAUAGAUUAUUCAACCAAGGAUAUUUUGGACACCUUUAGCCCUAACAAAAAGGAGUUCAAAAUGCCUCACGAUAUAGCUGAAACUAGGGAUGGCAGUGUUUUUGUUGGGGAUGCCAGCAGCAAAUCCGUCUACAAGUUUACAGCAGAGAAGUUGCAUCAUUCUGUCAAGAAAGCUGGAAUUGAAGUUCAAGAACUUGAAGGUAAAGCAGUGGGCAGUCUGAAUCUGGGAAACUUCUUUCCAUCCCAUAAGGGUUAUAGUCGUCAGGGCUUUGACCAGCUGAGUACUGAAGGCAGUGACCAAGAGAGAAAUGAUGAGGACAGCAGCGACUCUGAAAAUGAGGAGUACUCUGCUCUGCCGCCGCCUCAGUCCUCCUCUUAGAUGUUCUGGGGCCAACUGCAAACCUUCCACCAACCUUCUGCUAAAAUUGCUGAUGUAGUUAUUCAUCACAUGUGUAACUGUUGUACCAGCUGCCAAUGUGUGUGUGUGUGUUAUUGUAUGUGAAACAUAUUUUGAUAAGUUAUUUAUUUAAUUCAGCUAUGGUAUUCAUACAGCCUUUUCUGGCAUAAUCUACUCAUGUCACAGUGUCACUCAUUUCAUUUCCCCAAAUCAAACCUGCUUUUACUGAGAUUAUUAACAAUAUUUUGAAAAAUCUGGAGUUGGUUUUGGCCUUAAAAUAACAAUGCAAAUCUGUUAAAAGAAUGAGAUCAUUUCCCCUUUAGCUGUUAAAGGCUGAUGUUGGAUUGCUGUCCGCCUUCAAAGUCAGUGUUUUUUUUAACAUGCAUUCCCUUUGUUUUAUUAACAAAGGAUUCAUCUUGAUGGUGAUUAAUCAGCCUCCAACUGUCCUGCACCAUAAUGUAGCUCUCACUCUAGUCAUUGUGGACUUGGCUUCCUCGUCAGCUAUAUUCUUGCUGUUCAUGGCGAAAAAAUACUCUGAUGAAUUCUGUCAUUUUUCUGUUUGUCAAGUUUUUAGCAAAAGUGGCAUUUCAUGUGAUAUUGUGUGAUUUGAAUUGUGAAAUAGAGAAAUAUUGUCAAUUCAUUUUUUUCAGUUUUAUUUAUACAGCACCAAAUCACAACAACAGUUGAUGAAGUGUUUGUAAUAAUACGCAAGACCAGACAGAGACUACACAGGAUGCAUUUAAAUAUCACACUCACUUGAAUAAAAAUUGCUUGUGUGGUGAAACCCACUGCAUAUGAGAUUUGAUGAGAAAAAAAAAUUUAAUCCUGUAUUUGGGAAAUUCUUUUUUUUUACAGCCACUGAAAUGACUAACUAUAAUUAUAAUAAUGUAUGGUAGCUUUUAUAUGCCAUCUCCCUCUAUAGGGAGAUGGCAUAUAAAAGAUUUCCUAUAUCUGUUUUUGUAGCAGCAGAGCUAAAUCUGUUUGUUAGAGUAGCUGGUCAGGAUUAUCCAUAAUGGACAAUGGUGACAACCUGUCCACCAAUGCUUCAAAUGUGUCCAGUUUGCAGCCAAUCACACAGCCAGCCUCUCUAAUCAGUUUAUUCAAUCUGUUGGUCACUAUAUUAUGAUUUGAUAAUAUCCCUUAAUAAAUUACUUGUUCAUAAAAGAUUGCUUUCUCUGGGAAAGUUUCCCAAAUUUAAAACAUCUGAUCUUGUUUGCAGUUUCAGUUAUUGUGUUAUCUAUAUGGUAACCUACUUACUGCCACUUUUGCUGGUCAUUGUGCUUGUUGCAUUGAAAAGGAAAUGUAGGGGGCGGCGCAAACACUGUUAUUGUCACCAUGACCUAAUAUGGUUACUUCUACCCUUAAACGCAAUGAUUUUACACCGUUUCAUUAUCAUUUCAAUUUUUCACUUAAUCUUAAGUUGGAUCAGUUUUUUUUUUACACGUGAUUCUGUGCCUCUUUGCAUCUGUCUUGCCUUUUGUUUUAAUCACGUGCCAUAACAACACAUACCAUUCAUGGGAUGAAAAUUGCUGCCAGUAGAGCUUGUAUCAUAGUGAUUUUAUUUCCCUUCAGAAAAUUUUAUAGUGUAUAAAUUCAUAUAUGCCUGAAUCUCUGUGCACUAAUCAUUCUUUAGAACAGGGGUAGGGAACGUUAGUCCUCGAGAGCCGGUGUCCUGCAGGUUUUAGAUCUCACCCUGGGUCACGACACCUGACUCAAAUGAUUAGGUCAUUACCAGGCCUAUGGAGAACUUCAAGAAAUGUUGAGGAGGUAAUUUAGCUAUUUAAAUCAGCUGUGUUGGAUCAAGGACACAUCUAAAACCUGCAGGCCUCUCGAGGCCUGGAGUUCCCUACCCCUGCUUUAGAAGAACCACUUCUCAAGCUUCAUAACGCUAAACCCAGCUUAUAAAUAUAUAUACACAAAAUAUAUAUGUUUUUGUUUUGUCUUGUCCUACCCAGCAGCCUAAACCAACUGGGUGUUCUGACUUAAUCAAUAAAAGCAUUUAUAUGUAAAAAUCAAUAAAGACAUAUUCAGUCUGAUGGCAGCAGUGCGGAACAAGUGAAGUCCAAAUUAAUGUGUAUUAAUUAAUUAAUUAAUUAAGGAAAAUUCACUGAACACACUUCAUGCACAUACUGGAAGCUCAAAGAUAGUGGAAGAAGACUUUUGUUUAUUCAAAAUAUUCAAGUUUGUUCAGGAUUCUGAGGUUUAGUUACAGUUACUCUUUUUUCCUUUUUUAUGUAGUCUGCACCACUUCUUUUUGUAUUUAUCCUCAAUAUAUCAUAAUGUUUAAAUGAUUUCCUAACACGGUGCCAUGUUUUACAUGUGAAUGCUGUAAUAUUAGUUGUGACACACUGGUUUUGCUGCAAGAGUACUAUUUUCAGUAACUGUUAUUUGUGUAAUAAAGUGUUUGCAAAGCA
Molecule: messenger RNA, 4962 nt
Organism: Neolamprologus brichardi
Lineage: Eukaryota; Metazoa; Chordata; Actinopteri; Cichliformes; Cichlidae
Source: RefSeq, a predicted model, not a curated record